CUUUAUUCUUGUGUAUUCAGACGAGGAUCUCCACCUUCACGACCAGAUGACUCGCAGUUUCUAAGUAGAUCCUCUUGGCUUUCUGGUUCCUUGAGCUUUAAGUUCCAACCACGACAAAGAAAUUUAUGAAAAUCGCUCAUGUAAUACAUGAACUUGAUCUUCCUCGAGCAAAAGAACGCAGUAGCAAUACGAUCUACCAGCCCGUGAAUUAAAAUCUACAAACAUGUUGAAACACGUCGUGAAAAAUCUCAAUCACAACAGCGAUUCUAGUUGAACCAUUGGCGACCGGAGUUAGUUUCAGUUUCACACAAACAUCAAUAAUGGAUGAAAAUAUGCUGAAUAUGUGCUAGUAAUCAGGAACAGCAGUGAAAAAUUAAAAAUCACUAGCCUUACACUGCCCUUUCGCAGCUGAUAAAAAUCAUGGCUCACAUGAUUCCGCUCCCGGACCAGGCGGCGCUGAAAGCCAACAGUGCCAGCCGUCACUUCGGUCGUGCGGCCAGGGAUAUGGAGCUAAAUUUCUACCCGACGCUGUGGCAGAAGACGCCGGAAAACCAGGUUGCGAAGUGGUCCCCGGAAUUAGUGGACCACGUGUACGCACGACUCCGGCAGCACCACUUCAACCACAGGGAUGUGAUCGCCCUGGAGUUCUCCGGAUUCUUGGAAAAGUACCUGUGGCCGCACAUCCUACAAACUCCAACCUUACACACGAGCAGCAAAAUCAGCACGUCCACCAGCAUCGGCGAGUUUUGCCCGCUCUUCCCCGGGCAGAAGGCCCAGGAGUUGAAGAAGUUAUCCUACUGCGAGCUGGACACUUUAACCGAGCCGCGACCGCUGUCCCGGGCGCACGUGUUGCUGAUCGCCUUGAUGUUCAUGGAAAAGGUGCGCGACGGCGUCGACGCCUGGCACACGGUCGAUCUGCAGACGAACGACCGCUUCAAAAGAUUUUUCGAGGUCUUCUUGGACCAAGUGAACCCCCCAACAUCCACAACACAAGCGGUCGACGACAGUAUUGAGGAUGCAGGAACAGCAAAGGGAAAAGGGAAGACGACUAAAAUGAAGAAGAAAGGCAAGGGAAAGAAGGGAAACAAGCAAGGCAAAAAAGGGUCGUCGGGCAAGAACGACAAGAGAGUCGCCCUCGACUCGACAGCGGCGCUGUCGAGAAGAGAAAUGACGUUUUUCCUCCAAUUCCUCACUCAUUGCUUCAACAGUUACGAGCAGCCCUCGAUCCGCGAAAGCGUCGUGAACCUGGUCGGGCUUCCGGGCUGGUUACACUUAAGCCCGGAUAGGUUGGAGGUGACGCUGUCGGAGUCCAAACAGUACCGAAAGUUCUGGAAAUCGGUCAACAGCAAGUACGCUUUUGACGCGCCGCAGGAGCCGACAUUGGAGCAGCGAACCCUGAUGCUAGCCGGGAUAGAAGAGAAAACGGUUGCUGCUGUUGCAGAUGAGGUUGAUGGUGAGACGAAAAAGGAUGGCGAAGCAGAAAAUAACUCAGACGACGAGGGAAACAAAAUGGUCGAGGAAGAGGGCGGAGGAGAAGAUGCUGCUGUAGCGGACGGUGAUGCAGCGGGAGAUGCAGAUGAGGCCGCUGCUGAAGUAGAUGCAGAAAACAAAGAAGACAAAGACGACGGCGUGCUGGAUAUCUCAAAUAUGGGCCAGGCGGUCGCCAAAGUGGUCUCGGGCUCUGUUGAUAAGCAAGCGGUGUUCCAGCCGCUCCCGCGUCUCCCAGCGACAGUUGCGGAGAAGUAUGGGAGUGUCAGGAUUGAAAUCGUCAAAGUUGAAAUUAUUUGUAAUGCAUAAAAUCGAUACCAGCUGGAAGCCCAAUUUCCCAGCGGUGCAUGACAAAUUUCGGCACCGUCUAAAACCAGUUUGUCAUGCUGUUUGGGGACAGAAGGCGCCUUUUGUCAUGCUACUUUAGCAGCUCUAUUCCAAACCCGAAACAGGCUUACAAUCGGCCUCAUUUGCAAUCCCUGCAAGAGAGGCACAUCAUGCCUUGCAAUUUCUGCAUGAGAAAUUAUUUCAACUUUGAGGAUUUCAAUCCUGAGGGUUCCAUAAGAAGCAUCUGCAGAUCAAGGUUGACUACAGCAAGGAGCCGCUGACUAGAACGCAGGUACACUAUCAUGAGUAAAAACGUACCCACACCAGAGUCAGGAUGGGGAAUCUGCUAGACAAAUCAGCCAGCUUUGGUUGUUUGGCAUGACAAGUUUGUCCGCUUAGUGUAGUGCUGUUUGAGCUAGUUUAGCAGCAUUACAGAGCUAGUACCUCGUGCUGAUUGGAACAUGACAAAUUUCAAAACCGCAUUAGAAAAUGCUUCUCAUGGGGCUCCGCAUGAGAAACAUUUUAAGCAUGCAGAGUUGCAUGACAACUAUGGUGUGGGUACGUUUUUACGCAGGAUAUACACGCGAGGGAUUUCAUGGCGAAAUUGAUGCAGGACUUUUUCGAGAACCUGGAAAAGCAGCGCAACGCCCCGAUCUCGCACGCACUACCGGCGUAUUUUAUCCGGGCGAUGGAGCGGUUUUUGGAGCUGUUGAUCGACUUGCUCUCCCAGCUCCCGUUCCGGAAAUGCUUCCGGCCUUUGUUCGCGGACCGGCAUUUUGUAGUAAGGGUGAGGGAGUUUGUGGAAGUCAUGCGGGCACGCAUGGCGGAGCAGGACAGACUCCUGCAGUUGCACGGGAAAGGAAGAGGGAAAGCCCGAUUCUGGAUAUCAAAUGCAAAUAUGUCUGGGUCUGGAAGAAUACAAACCUGUGAUGCGCAUUUCAGAACACAGAAAAAUCUCUCAUGCAUAGGUGGCAAAAGCUGCUCACUUUCUGUCACCAAAGUGGGGGAUCUGUCAUGCGGAUUCGGCAUUGCGGAAGCUCCUCGAAACCUGUGACGCUAGAGCUUCCAUGCCAGACCUUCUGUGGCAUGCAAAAACAGCACGACUCUUCCAGAUCCAAACAUAUUUGCAGUUCAUACUGGAACACGAGAGACGACCGCGCCGGCCGGUUCGCAAGGCAAGCAGUGAAGGGAGGAGGUUCAUCUGGUGGAGGUAAACAUCAGAACAACUACAAAGGUAACAAUGGAAAGAUGGGCAAAAAUAACUACGAACAUCAACAGCAGGAUUCAAUGGGGUGGUACGGUCCGGGCAGCACGCCCAUGCCGGGGAAAGGUGGCAAAGUCGUUCCGGAGUACCACGGCCCGAUGGGCAACUACCCGAUAGGUGGUGGAGCAGGUGGUAAAACGUCACCCUCAAACGCAGGGAAGGGUGGAAAUUAUGGUGCGCCAAAUUCUUUCGCAGCUCCACCACCCCAACCCGUCCCCGUUGUGCAGAUGCAAGACAGCUACGGAAACAAUUUCGUCCAAGAAACGGCGGACAACGGUUACGACCCUUUCGGGACGGAGAAUUUCGACCAGUGGUUCGAGUCCGCGUUUCAGGACGCUGCCGACCACGACGAACUCUUUACGACAAACGACGCGGCUGUUCCAAAUUUGAACGCCGAUGGUAAAAAUUCGAACGGGCACAGUGCGUUAAACGACAUGUCGGGUAAGGAUCCGUUUGACGUUCUGGCCGAACAGCAACAAAAUAGCAACUCCGGGAUGUGGUUCCCGCCCAAUUUCGAGGAGCAGGACCCGGCACUGCUCGAGCGCAAGCGGGAAGAGGAGGAGCAGAAGGCCAGGCUGCAGGAAAGGCUCAAGAACGUGACGCAGGGCAUGCGCGACCCGAGUGGGGUUGCUGUGUCCACGGAGAACAUGGUCUUCGCCGGGGGGAUUUAUCCGGAGGAUGACGUGUGGCGGCUGAGUGAGCAGCUGUUGGGGAUUUUAGAAUUUUACGACUUGUUUGAGGUGGACGACGUCACCGGGGCGGCGUUGCACCGACAAGACGUUUUACAGCGACACUACGACGAUCACAACCGCUUACGAAAAAUCUGCUUCGAGAUAGGGAACGCGGGGGAAGAAAUCGAUCCGAACACGGUAUAAUGCUGAAGAAAAUUAUGCUCGUUCUUAUUUGAAUUUUCAACACAGAGACAGACACGAUGGUUUUGAAUGGAACAAGCUUGAGCAAACUCGUCAAUCUCAAUCAUUAUACUUAACAGGGCCAACCGAAGACGAUCGUUGACCAAACGGAGGAGAUGCGAAGAAUCGCUUUGUCCCACGUGGGCGAUUUCCAGUCCCGCCAGGAGCUCCGUCGCGUUUUCGCGCAGCUCCCUUAUACGGUGUUGAAGGAAAUUUGCCAGAAACUCUGUUACCUGGACGUGAGCCGGGAGAACAUCCUCCACAAACUUGACAAUAUCGUCGUCAACCACGCGAAAAAUGUCCAACUUUUGAACGCCCAACCCGCGACGCGGAAAAAGGUGAAGCCAAAGCCGCGGAAGGAGGAGAUCAUUUUGAAGAAACUGUUUCUGGAGGUUUUGUACCAAAAACUCGAGUCGAAAGAGGCGCAAUUAGAUAAGGUGAACGCUUUACCACUCUUCCCCGCGGAAGAUAUAUCCAAGAAAAAAAGAUUGUUGGUGUAACUUUCUUGGAGGAUUAGCAUGACAAAUAUGUCUCGCAUGACAGCAAAAACCUGUCAUGCGCAGAUAGUACGUGAAACGCCCUUGAAUGGACCCUACUACGCAGGCUCAGCAUGACAGGCGCAAUCAAUUUGCAUGCUGCGCAUCACAAAUUUAGAUUUACACUAGCAGCGUUUUUUUCUUGGAUAAGAUAUCGUCUGGGACAAGCACUUAGUUCCGGACGAACACUUCCAAUCCGAGCACGCGCUGGCGUUACCCAAGUUGAACCUGCAGUUCUUGACCAUGCACGAUUAUUUGUUGCGGAACUUUCAUUUGUACCGUUUAGAAUCCACCUACGCAAUCCGGAACGACAUCCGGGACGUGAUUCCCCGCAUGCGGCCGGUCUCCGACCCGGGCAUCGCGGGCGGGAUCCGGUUUCUGGGCAACGCGCGGAUGGGCGUCGCGGUGGAUUCCUUUCAAAUCGUGGAAACCAAGCCACCACUCGUAGGCGAGAAGGCGCCGGCUAGGGUAUAACAGAACUUGAUUUACUUAUUUGUAGCUGUUUAUGUACUUCUUCUACUUCUUCUUGCUUUCUACUAACUUCUCCUGGUUGACGAUGAGUACUGACUGCGACGACGAGACUACAACCCAUAUAGAGGAAAUCAAGUUCUUGUCCCGUAGGCUCAAGCACGCUGUUGACAUUUUUCAUCAUCAUCCUCCAUCCCGGAUUUUUACACGACAACAGGUUCGGUGCGAGAUCCGUUUUUCCGUUGCCACCAUCCGUUCGCAGAUGGUGCAGCGCGAGUGGCAGCAGCUCCACGAGCACGACGUCGUUUUUCUCAUCGCUUUGGACCCGCCCCCCGUUGCGUUCAAGGGUAACCCGAUGGAACUCGAUACGCACGAGUUUCCGAAGCAGUUUGGGAUCCGGGAGAUCCGCGGGAUCGAGGUGGACAAGUUGCACGACGGGGAAAACAACAUGUUGUCGGAUCCGUUCACGAAAAAGGACCCGAUCGGGAAUGAACGAGUGCUCACCGGGUUUUACGACAGCGCCCAGUAUUUGAUGGACAACGACCCAAAGCACGACUUGUUCGGCAUGGGAAGGAAAGCAACCCGGACCGCAAAUCAGGGGGUGGUGUUCAACACGCCGACGGCGGAAGGUGCGGAGCAAGUCCCGGUCGAUAUCGAUGAUGAAAAGCCGUUUCACAUUCUAAUCAGGCGGAACCCGAAGGAGAACAACUUCAAAUCGGUGCUGGAAACCAUCCGGGCAUUGAUGAACAGCACGGAAUCUGCCGUCGUGCCGAAGUGGCUGCACCGCUUGUUUCUAGGGUACGGUGACCCGUUGGAAACGCAGUACAAAGUGCUCGGCAGCACCCCGGAGAUUGACUUUCGCGACACGUUUUUGGACCGUGAUCACGUCUUCGAGGCUUUCCCGGAAUGCCAAGCGAUAGAGAUACCCGAGGACUGCUUACCGCCAUACAAACUGAAAUUCGAAACCGGGCCGAGAAAUAACAACGACAAUAAAGCAGUAGAUAUGGAGGUCGACGCGGAAGGAACAACAAAUGCGGGUCCUGACAAUAAUAAAGCGAACCGAAAAAACAAGAAGAAAAAGAAUCAUCAAGACAUGAACAAGAAGGCGAAGAAGAUCGACAUCGACAUUGUGGACAAAAAAAUCGUCGGCAGCACCUACAUCGUGAAGAACCCAGGACCUUACGAGUACUGCCAGCCGCAAUUGAACAAGGUCCGGUUCACGCCGGUACAAGUCGACGCGAUCCGGUCCGGGGUUAAUGAGGGGCUGACGAUGGUCGUCGGACCCCCGGGGACCGGGAAGACCGACACCGCGGUCCAGAUUGUAAAUUUGCUCUUCCACAACUUCCCGGACCAAAAAAUGGUGCUGGUCGCACACAGCAAUCAGGCCCUGAACGACCUGUUCGACAAGAUCUGCAAGUUGGAUAUUCCAGAACGGUAUUUGGUUCGUCUCGGUCGGGGGAUUGAGGAAUUGGACAGCGAACGCGAUUUCAGCAAGUACGGCCGGAUCGACUUUAUGUUGAGCCGGCGGAUGGAACUACUCGACUUGGUCGGGAAACUUGCGAGAUCUCUAGGUUUAGACGCAGACCACACGAGUUACAGUUGUGAGACCGCGAAGUUUUUCUUUCUGCAGCACGUGCAGAGGGCGUGGGAGCUGUUUGUGGAGAAGGUGCAGAUUGCGGGAAAGAAGGGCGAGAACUUGUACAAGGUAGUUGACUAUUUGGACGAAUAUAGGCAGAAGUUCCGGGAGGCGCAAAAAAAGAAUCCGGAACUGUUUAAGAAUGCGGAGGAAGAAAACGACGAGCCAAAUGAGGAGCAGCUGGGCGAGCCGAAGAAGAAAAAGCGGAAGAAAAACAAGAAGAAUAAGGACGACAUGGUCGGAAAGCCGGAUUUUUUGAUCCCGGACAACGCCCAGAAGAGCGAUGAGGAGAUCGAGAAGUUGAACAAAGAGUACGCUCAAAAGUUGCUCGAAAAGCACAACAACAGCGUCGUUGCGGCUCUGUUCCCGUUUUCAGACUUUUUCGACGACGUCGGACGGCCGUUGUUCCAGAACAACGACUACGCAAAGGAUUUUGACGAGGCCGAGGGCUGUUUCGCGUUUUUCCAAAACCUGUGGAAGGAGAUCGGGGAGUGUUUACCGUUCGAGAUGCUCCGAACCGGGACGGACCGGGGCAACUACUUGGUCACCACACACGCGCGGAUCAUCGCCAUGACCUGUACGCACGCGGCGUUGACGAGGGCAAACUUGGUGAAGAUGAACUUCCAGUACGACAACUUGAUUAUGGAGGAGUCCGCACAGAUUCUGGAAGUGGAGACGUUGAUCCCCAUGUUGCUGCAGAAGGCGGAUGUGGCCGGAGAAUCCAGGCUGAAACGCGUCGUGCUGAUUGGGGAUCACCACCAGCUGCCGCCGGUCGUGAAAAACCGAGCGUUUGAACGAUACGGACACUUGGAUCAGAGCCUGUUCACCAGGUACAGAAGUCUUGAUGUUGUUGCACUUUGUACGAGGAGUACCGCCUAGUACAGUAUGCUGAUAAAGAUCUAGCUCUAGGAUCGUUGUAAUUGUGAGUCAUGCAACGUGAAGACGAUACGUAGACAAACCGCGAUUUUAGAAAACGCAAGUGAUGAGAAAAAUAUUCGAAAAUACAACAACACCCUCAGGUUCAUCCGCCUCAACGUCCCCCACGUGAUGCUGGACGCCCAGGGUCGUGCGCGACCCAGCAUUGCGUCACUAUACAACUGGAAAUACGACAACAUGCGAAAUCUGCCCAACGUGCAGAAAAAAAUCGACUACCGAUUGGCGAACACGGGCUUGGUUUAUGACUACCAGUUCAUCAACGUACCGGACUACAACGGGACAGGUAUGGGGUUUGGGAUGUUAAGGAUCAUUUUCUUGGCAUUUUUUUUGAUUCAUAGAGACCGAAGAAAGUGAAUUUAGAAAUGCUGUUCAAGUUCAGUAUCUCAAGAACUUUUUACUCAAACCGAAUAUCAAAAACUUCAACUUUCAUCAAACUCAGGUGAAACCUCCCCGAUGCCGUACUACUUCCAAAACGAGGGUGAAGCGGAGUUUGCAGUAGCUAUGUUCAUGUUCAUGCGACUUCUCGGUUACCCCGCCGGCUCCAUCUCCAUCCUGACGACCUACAACGGGCAGAAAGCGCUCAUACGAGACGUACUAUUUUUGUUUUGUUCGCUAUUUUCUAGUACUUCACCGUUGGAACAACCCCAAGAACCCGCUGCAAUUCUUCGUGGCUCGAAAAAUGUGCACCAUCAACUCUCAUAUAUCAAAUCGAAACCCCACUACAGGUUAUCCAGAAGCGUUGCGCUUGGAACCCUCUGUACGGGUGGCCGAAGCAGGUGACGACCGUCGAUAAGUACCAGGGUCAGCAGAACGAGUACAUUAUCCUUUCCCUCGUUCGCACGGAGAAAGUUGGUCACUUGCGCGACGUCCGCCGUCUCAUCGUGGCCAUGAGUCGUUCCAAGUUGGGACUCUACGUGAUCGGCAGGUUUGCGAAUUUCAACCAGUGCUACGAGCUCCAACCGGUUCUGAAGUACUUCAAAAAGCGACCCUUUUCCCUGGCUCUGUACAAGGACUACAAGACGGAAUUCUGGCCGUGCGAACGGUUUCUGGACACGAGUGACGCGUACGCGGAGAAGAAUUCCCGGUUGGUCGCGAGCGGAAUUGAGGAGAUGUGGAAGAUUCUGGGCGAAAUGCAGGAACAAAAGGCGAAGGAACUCGGGCUGAUCACGAACGACGCGAAUCUACCGCACAUGCAGGAACCGCAGGACGAGGAGUGA
Molecule: messenger RNA, 8783 nt
Organism: Amoebophrya sp. A120
Lineage: Eukaryota; Dinophyceae; Syndiniales; Amoebophryaceae
Source: the annotation of a GenBank genome assembly